AUGAUUAGAUCAACCAUUAUUUUAUGUUCUCUCAUUAUUUUCGGAAUAGUCAGUAGCAUUCAGGCAGCCCCAUUGCUACACAAAAGGUUUGCCGGCCAGGGCACAUUUUAUGAAGUCGGUCUUGGCGCUUGUGGAAAAGUCAAUAACGACAAUGAACUUGUUGCUGCAUUGAGCGCCCCUCAAUUUGGCAGUCCCCCAAAUCCCAAUAAUUCCCCCUUCUGUGGUCGUCAAGUAAGAGUUAAUGGGCCUAGUGGCUCUGUCACUGUUACCCUCGUCGAUAGAUGUGAAGCAUGCCAGUUCGGCGAUCUCGACUUGAGUCCUACUGCGUUCCAACAAAUAGCUCCCUUGUCUGCUGGCCGCGUUCAAAUUACCUGGGAUUUCUGUUUGAACAGAUCCAAGGAUAGGAAAAUCUCUGGUGGGAACAAACCGCUUGCCAAUACGGAAGAUCGUAUAAAUAUAAAGGGAAGGGGUGCUCUUAGACCCUAG
Messenger RNA from Paraglomus brasilianum, 486 nucleotides. NCBI's taxonomy places the organism in Eukaryota, Fungi, Glomeromycota, Glomeromycetes, Paraglomerales, Paraglomeraceae. The record is from the annotation of a GenBank genome assembly.